CGUGAGUCGGAACGCCAACUUUGAUCUACUUGCGUCUUCCAUUCAGUUAUUAAAACUUUAAUACUGAAAAUUAAACAAAUAAUAAUAAUGAUAAUAGAAAAAGAAAAAGUUAAAUAAACAAAAAAACGAAAUUAAGCCACAUAUAGUAUGUAUAAAAACAGAGUUAAUUCACGAGUCUUUCUCCUCUUUUUCAUCAUCCCAAUUUUCCAGGGUUUUAAUUUUUGUUAAUUUAUUUAUUUUCUUCUAUUUUUUUUCUUUCUUUACAAUUCAACCUUUUCUCCUCAAAAUUCUCUUCUUCUUUCUCUCUCCUCCACUCUACAAAAUCCUCUUCUUCGUAGAAAAUUCAGUUUAUCACUGGAACAAACGAUAAUUUUUUGUUGUUGAAGAAAAUCAAGAAAGAUGUUGCCGUCGUUGUCGUUAUCGCCUUCUUCUUCUUCGGUUUCUGCUACGAUUCGUGUUGAUAAGGCUACUAGCGAGCUUCUUGUUGGUCCUGAUUGGUCUAUGAAUAUGGAUAUAUGCGAUUUUUGUAAUUCUAAUCACUGGUUAGCGAAAGAUGUGGUGAAAGAAGUAAAAAGGAGGUUGCAGCAUAAGAAUCCUAAAGUUCAACUGCUUACCCUAACGCUUUUGGAGACGAUGGUAAAAAAUUGUGGCGAGUACAUUCAUUACCAUAUCUCUGAGCGUAAAAUCUUGGAUGAAAUGAUCAAACUUGUUAAGAAAAAGGCGGGUAUGUAUGUAAGAGAGAAAAUUUUGGUACUUCUGGAUUCAUGGCAAGAAGCAUUUGGUGGUCCUGGUGGAAAAUAUUCUCAAUACUACUGGGCGUGUGAUGAACUGAGGCGUUCUGGUGUUCAUUUUCCUCAGCGCUCUCCACGUUCAGCACCAGUGAUUACACCACCUGUCUCCCAUCAGUCAAGAGUCACUCAAAUUGGCUUUGGCAUGCCGGCCAAUUCUUCUCGGAGGCUGGAUGAAGCCAUGAGCUCCGAGGUUGAGAGCUUAAGUGCUUCUACUUUGAAAUCUAUGGAAAAUGUGUUGGAACUUCUGGAUGACAUGCUUCAAGCAGUCAAUCCUAAUGAUCGCAUGUCUGUGAAAGAUGAAGUAAUUGUUGAUCUUGCUGAUCGUUGCCGUUCCAAUCAGAAGAAGCUGAUGCAAAUGAUCACUUCUACUUCGGAUGAGGGGCUUCUUGCUCAGGGUCUUGAGCUGAAUGAUUCAUUGCAAGGUGUGCUCGCAAGGCAUGAUGGAAUAGCUGCUGGUACCCCUUUACCGAAUCUUAAAAAGGAUGCUAGUCUACAACAAAGUGCAACACCAGAUUCUAAUGCUAAAACUACUGAGGUUAGAGACAAAACUCCUGUAGAGAAUGGCAAAUCCCCAGCAUCUGAUCCACCAGGUUCAACAGCUCUAGCCGAAGUGGAAGAAGAGGAGGAUGAGUUUGCGUUACUUGCUCGAAGGCACUCAAAGUCACCGUCUGCACCCUCACAAAGUGCUGGGACAGGUUUUACAGAAGAUGCAGCCUCUUCUAGUGGAAGCAACAAUGCGUUAGUUUUGUUUGAUGCAACGGCGCCUGCAACAGCGACGACAAAUAGUAAUGCAAAAGAGCAAGAUCUUAUCGACCUUUUGAGCAUUGUUCUCACAACAAAUCCUACCCCCUCAGAAACCUUGCCUGCUCCGGAAUCAGCUCCAGCGCAGAAUGCGUAUGAGUCAUCUUUCAACAAUUAUGUUGUACCAUGGGCUCAACCGCAACCCCAGCAAACGGCGCAGUUGCCUCAGCAAAUACAACCACAAUACCAGUCGAUGCAAUCUCAGAUGCCAACACAAUCUCUCCAGGGUUAUGCUCAAUAUUCUUCUGCCUACCCACCACCUCCAUGGGAGGCAACCUCUGGUUAUGGCAGCAACCAAAUUCCAAGUUAUAAUCCAUACCUAUAUCCAACUUCUCAAGGACCGAUGAACAAUCCUUCAAUGUCAAUGCAAGGAGCUUGGCCUUCACAAAAUGUAUAUUCACAGUACGGAAAUCAGCCAAUGUAUUACACUCAAGCUGUUGGGAAUUCCUCUCCAUUGCAAACUGCACGUACACUUCAGCAAUCAAAUUCCUUCCACAAUCUGCCAUCUGCUAACGGUAACCUUAACUCAACUGCACAAACUACAGACGGUUCAUUGCCGAUUAACGGGGGCCGAUCACUCCAACAUGUCAACUCGUUUCCUGCAAAGGUCAACAAUGGAACAGCCAUGAACGGAACUACGCCAGUUUUGAAUAAUGGCUCUACCGGUAUUUCUUCAGGGCAGAAGACUUACAUUCCAUCUUACCGACUAUUUGAAGAUCUCAAUGUCUUGAGCGGCUCUGAAGGCAAGCUCAAGAGCGGUCCAUAUUCUAGCGCAUCUGGAACUCGGACAUAAUCCUUCAAUUGUGCAAGCGCCUCAAUGCCUUGAAUUGGAUUUACUCGAGCAUACUCUACAUGUGAAUAGAUGUGUAUAAUUUUUACACACUGGGUUUUGUAAUUAUGCAGACAUCUUUUGAUGUUGUCUUCGAAUGUGUGGUGUUGUUGGUACUUCCAAUAAUUGAUGAUAAUAGUGUCUAAUAAUUUAUCUUGGUUGAUAGAAACAUUUUUUAUAAAGUGCAUUUUUUAAUUUUUUUGUAAAA
Molecule: messenger RNA, 2629 nt
Organism: Amaranthus tricolor (Joseph's coat)
Lineage: Eukaryota; Viridiplantae; Streptophyta; Magnoliopsida; Caryophyllales; Amaranthaceae
Product: TOM1-like protein 6
Exons: 10
Coding region: 400-2385 (661 amino acids)
Biological process (GO): protein transport to vacuole involved in ubiquitin-dependent protein catabolic process via the multivesicular body sorting pathway
Molecular function (GO): phosphatidylinositol binding; ubiquitin binding
Source: RefSeq, a predicted model, not a curated record